UUAGAAUACCAGAGCCUAGAUUUUAUUCUAACAAAGGAAAUUAAAACAUGAAACUUGUACUCUGAGCUGUCCUGUGUGGAGAAUGUAGAAAGGCAGAGAGGGUGCAGGAAAUCCUGAAAGAGGCUACUACUACCUCGGGAGGCUGAGCCAGGGUGGUGGGAACAGGAUGGUGUAUAGGAAACAAAUGAUGUGAAAUGGAGGUGUAUUUUAAUGUGGGUCUCAAAGGAGGGGGAGAUGACAAGGAUGGCUUCCUGGUAGCUUGACCCCAACACAGAUUUCUAAUGGAAAACACACACACACACACACACACACACACACACACACACACACACACACGUGUCAUGGCUCAUCCUCUAGCUGCAUUCAGAGCCCAGACAAGGGGAUGGGGCGGGGGAGAGAAAAAAAGAGGGGAGCCUUGAUCCAGGGGCUGCUAUACUGGACACUGCUAGCCCUGGUUUGAGCCAGGAGAUGCUGAAAAAAGGGCCCCAGUUUCCAACUGGACCGCCCACCCACGUCUGGCUGGAUGUCUGGCAUCUGUGGAGCACCUCGAGGUGUUGGCUCCCUGCCGGCUUGUAGGGUGCGGCGCCGGCUCAUCCCCUCCAGCCCUGACUCGCCUAGUGCGCCUGACCCGUAGGGUGGCGGCUCGGUGUGGUCCAUGGGCCUACUGACGGAAUCCAAGGUCCCGGGGGUCAGCGGCGGCAAUGCACUUGACUCUCUGGGCAGCAGCCGACCCUGGCUUCCCCAUCCCGCACCUUCUGGGGAAGUGUGCGCGUAACCGUGGCCCAGGGUGAUCGAGGUGCGGAGAGGCGGGCAGCGGGCGCGUGCGCGUGGUCGUUGCGUGGGCGCUGCUCUGGAGUCGGAGAGCAUCAAGUGUGCGUGGGCCGGAGCCGGCGCGUGUGCCCGCAGUCGCUGUGCGCCGGGCGGGGGUGCCGCAAGUGCUUCGGGGCGCGCGCAGCCUCGCGCGGGCGGAGCGAGGAGGGAUGCGUGCGGGAACUUUUCGCCCGCCCCGCAAGUCCGGGACCCGGCGUUCAGAGGAGCUGUCCUCCGCCGCCAGCCCCGAGUGCCCGCCCCGCCCCCACUUCCGCCUCCCGCCUCUUCCUCGUUCCCGGCUCCCAGGGCCGCCGGUCCCCAGGGAACCCCGCAGGCACAGCCCCACCCGGCCGGCUCUGCUCGCUCCCACGCCCCCGCCGCCGCCUGUCGGGAGCGCACCCAGCGAGCCAGCGGGGCGCGGGCGCUGCAGGGACUGACAUGGACCCAAAUCCUCGAGCAGCCCUGGAGCGGCAGCAGCUGCGUCUCAGGGAGCGGCAGAAGUUCUUUGAGGACAUUUUACAGCCAGAGACAGAGUUUGUUUUUCCCUUAUCCCAUCUGCAUCUUGAGUCACAAAGACCCCCCAUAGGUAGCAUCUCGUCUAUGGAAGUGAAUGUGGACACACUGGAGCAGGUGGAAUUUAUUGAUCUUGCGGAUCAGGAUGGAGCAGAUGUGUUCUUGCCUUGUGAGGAUUCUCCGCCAACUCCCCAGGUGUCUGGAGUGGAUGACCAUCCAGAGGAGCUGAGCCUGCUGGUACCCACGUCAGACAGGACCACAUCCCGGACCUCCUCCUUGUCCUCUGACUCCUCCAACCUUCGCAGUCCAAAUCCAAGUGAUGGGGGAGGAAACACUCCUUUGGCACAGUCUGAUGAGGAGGAUGGGGAUGAUGGAGGGGCAGAGCCUGGACCCUGCAGCUAGCAGUGGACCUCUUAUAGACUGGCCAAUCUGGCUGUUCUCCAUGGAGAGGAGACCCUAAGCCCAGCAGAGCACUCUGGAGAAGACCUGACACUUUCCUUCAGCACCAAAGGGAGGGAAGGAUGGUGGCUGGUGUGCCUGAGAGCUAGCCUCCCCCGCUUACUGCUAACGCUGUCCUGCUGCCAUGCCCCCACAGUGCUUUUCUUCUGAGGUAGGACUUCCAAGGGAGACUCUAGAGGUGAGGUGGGACAAGAUGCCACUGUUUUCUUAGUCCCCUCCUGCCCCCAAUGAUCCCGUAGUCUUCCAUUAGAGUCUCCUAUGCCAGUGUCUCUGAGGGGAAGUUCUGAGGAGUUUACUUUUCAGUUAUCCUGCCUCUAUAAGUCCUUUUGGGAACAGGAUAUGGUAUAAAUAAUAAAUAAUAAUAUAUCACUCAUUUCACCUCAUUCUUCAUAUUGCAAAGAUGCCACACCCACUGUCAUUAACUAACUAGUGCCAUAGCUCCAUCACUCACUCCAUUUUGCCAAGCAAUACUUAGGAAUUUCAUAUCUCCGCAAGGCAUUUGGAAUAGAGUUCCGAGUAAGAUGAAGUGCUUUCCUGUUUUCACAGAGUUUACUGUCUGGUGGAGAACAUCAGGUAAAUAUUAUUCACAGUAUAGUAAGUGACAUGGUCAAGUCCUUCUCUGGUAUCAGGAAAGAAAAUCAACAAGAUGGUUUCUUAAGCAGAGAUCUAAAGGACAUGAGUAGCCAAGCAAGGCAGAGGGAGAAGGAUCCCACUGGGGAGAAGCUGCUGCCUUAGCACACUAAGUGGAAAGGCUGGGCUGGGUGUGGGGCUCAUGCCUGAAACCUCCACACUUCAGAGGUGGGAGCAGGGGACAGCUUUGGCUUCAUAGCAUAUUUGAGGCUAGCCUGGGUUUCAUGAAAGUGUCUCAAAAGUAAAAUAAGCAAAAAAACAAAAAAAGAUAAGGAAGAAGAGAAGGAGGAGGAAGAAGAGGGCUAAAGAAGCUAAAAACACACUCGGUUUGGCUAUAUUGUUGGAUUUGAAAAUAUACAGGGAGAGGUAAACGAUGAAGGUCAGAUUGUGAAAUGCUUUGAAGCCUGUAUUAGGUUUCAGUUUGACAGCUAGUAAAAGACCAUGACUUAAGAUACAAAUUUAUAUCCUCGUACCGAAGAAGCCAAAAAUAUAGGACUCCUUGGGGAAGGUCCACAGUAACUGAACACCUCUGAGUUUUUUGGGUUGUUUUCCUUAGCCGUCCUGGGCACAUAAUGUUAUUUCUUGCCUGUGCCUUGUGUUUAGGAUAGCUGGCAAAGCAAUAGCCAGCAUGGCUUUGAAAAUGGCAGAAAAUGAGGUGAAGUAGAGAAUGGGCAGAAAGGGCACAGCCUGGGGUCUGUUGUCAGGGUACAGCCUGAGGUCUGUUGUCAGGGCACAGCCUGGGGUCUGUUGUCAGGGUACAGCCUGGGGUCUGUUGUCAGGGUACAGCCUGAGGUCUGUUGUCAGGGUACAGCCUGGGGUCUGUUGUCAGGGUACAGCCUGGGGUCUGUUGUCAGGGUACAGCCUGAGAUCUGUUCUUACCUGGAGGCUAUAAGAAAUGGUGCCCACUUAUAUUUUAUUGCCCAAAAUUUUAUAACAGAAAAUGUGGCAUUUUAGACAUUUUAUAGACACUGUGACACAGCAUUUUCUAGGAGAGUAAAUUCUAGCUUUUGGAAAGAGUGAUAACCCUUUCAAAUCACUGAAUUGCCACUGCAUCAGAUUCCAGUGUCACCUAACAUCUCUGAGAAGCACUGAGUCUAUCGGGAGGCUGGGAUAUCCCUUUUUUAAAGGCGCUCUACUGUCCUGUUCCUAAGGAGUAAGAAGAUAGUAGUCAUUUAGCAGUUUACAUGGUCGGAGGCCAUGUUACUGCAUUUGGACUUUCUUGGGAAUAAUGAAAGAUUACAAGUGGUUGUGUCAACUAACCCCAGAGAUGCAAGGAGAAAGACCGCCGGUCCAAAUCAUCGUGACCAAAUUAAUUAAAGCAAGCUUGUUUAUUCGUGGACCCAGGCUGUCUUCCCCCUAAAGGCAGGCUCCAAGAGAUCAAUAUUGGAAAUGGGGAAGAUUUGACUUUUAUAGCUCAGGGGUAAGGCAUUCCCAAAUGGGGGGUUUGGCAGCAAAAUAGGGUUUCAAAAGCAGAACAAAAGGUGGUCAUAACAAGGUAGUCAUAACAACAGGUAGUCAUUACAACCUUUAGAAACAAAGGUAGGGUUCUAAGAUGGUCAUGACUUUUUGAAACAAAGACAUGAGUUGCUGUUUCCUGGGACAGGCUAUGCAGAACCAUUUAUAAUUGAGGUUACAGCAGGUGCACAGCACAAUCCUUGAGAAACAGGUUUAAUCACAAAUAGGGAUGAAUGAGCCUAGUUGGUCUUCACUGUAAGAUGACUUUAUGGCCUAAGAUGGAGGCAAGCUGGUUCAUCAGUUGGACUUGCCUUUUUAAAAGGUAAUUCUGACUGCAGUUUAGAAAAUAUACUGGAAAAGACAGGCUGUAGACAAAGAAUGCAGUAAUAUAUGGAAGUCAUAACAGGUCCAGUAGGCUGAGGUAAUCUCCCUACCUAGGCUCAAGCGAGAUAUAAACAAAUUGACAUUAUUUCAUGCCAUGAAUAGUACAUGUUGGUAUUUAACAAGUGUAAAACACAAAUACAGUCUUGACAGGAAAAAGUCGCUUCUGUCAUGGAGCUCAGUGUAGUGGAGCCCAGAUGUAAAUUUGCAGCUCUGACUGGUGCUGCAGAGCAGCCAGUCUAUUCAGAGAGGUCACGGGGGAGUCUCCCUUGAGGAAGUGACAUUGGAGCUGAGAUCUGAAUAACAAGCAGGAAUAAGCUAGGGGAAGAGAGAACGGCUGGAAGGCCCCUUGAGGCUGGUUACAGGGAUCAAGUGCCUGGAAACCAGAAGAUUGCAUUUAUCAGAAUAGGAGAGAAGAGUCAGGGUAGUUGUGGGGUAAGGGAAGGUGGAAGGUUGAGAAGACUUCAGAGGUAAACCUGGGCACCUUUUGAUUGGGUGAGUUGGAAAGGAAGGGGACAAAGGUACAGUAUUGUUUCUACCUCAUGCUACAGGAUGAUUGUAGGGUGUGGGCUGAAAUUGUAAUAAAUUUGUUUAGAUGUAUUGA
Messenger RNA from Arvicanthis niloticus (Nile rat), 4852 nucleotides. The record is from RefSeq and is a predicted model, not a curated record. NCBI's taxonomy places the organism in Eukaryota, Metazoa, Chordata, Mammalia, Rodentia, Muridae.